This is a messenger RNA of Lolium perenne, 2442 nucleotides long. RefSeq lists its product as uncharacterized. The record is from RefSeq and is a predicted model, not a curated record. Gene Ontology annotation, molecular function: cysteine-type deubiquitinase activity. NCBI's taxonomy places the organism in Eukaryota, Viridiplantae, Streptophyta, Magnoliopsida, Poales, Poaceae. Gene Ontology annotation, biological process: protein deubiquitination.
ACCGACUUCCCACCGCCGCCACCCCCAUAUAUCUUCACCGCCGCAACCACCUCAACCUCCCCGUCGUCGUCUCCUCCUCCCAGCCAUCUUCCUUCACCACCAGAUUGCCCUCAGAAACAAUGGCUCGGGGAAACCGCCGGGAACGCCGGUCAAACCCUGCUCUGCCCCCCGCUUCCUCUCUCGGCCAGCAGCUGGACCCGGCGGCCGCGCUCGCCGCGUACGAGCACGUGAGACGGGGAACGCACGCCAAGGCUCUCCGGAUCCUGCAAAAGGAAAUCGACAAGCUCGGCGGCCUGGACUCGUCGCCGCCGUUCCUCAUCCACGCCUACAGCACGGCGCACAAGGGGGCGGCCGACGUCUCCGCCGACAGGAAGAUCCGGGCGCGCCACUUCAGGGCCGCGGCCGAGGCCUCCAGGCGCGCCACCGAGGCCGCGCCGGGCUCGGCCGUGCUCGCCCACUCCUACGCCAUGGUACUUCUCGGGGCCUGCAGGGACAUGGACGAGGACGACGCCUUGGCCACCUACGAGACCAUCAUCGCCGAGUGCGAGCGCGCGAUCCACAUCCAGGAACCCUCCGAGCCCACGCUCUACCACCUCCUUCCCGCCGACUCUGACCGUCAUACUACCGCCGGCGAGGCGCUUCUUGCCGACCUGCGCGAGCUGCAGCACCUCGUCUCUACGGAUUUGCACAGGAUGAGGAGAUACAAUGAAAUCAAGCUCAAUGUUGCUGAAUAUCUAAGGCAGCAGCAGCACACUUCUGCCGCCGACGCCGCCGCCGACGUGCCCGCCACCUCUCUAGCUGGACCCUGUGCUGAUCAGAGCCUCGAACAAUCCUGUGAGGUUACAGAAGAUUCCGGAAAAUGCAAAGCUCAGUGCAUUGUUCCCCAGGUCAGUGCAGACAUGGAGAAAUCUCAGAAAAUUCAGACUCCUCUUGAUUCUGAUGAAUUUGGCUGGAAUUUGUCAACAUCGGAUGCACACCCAAAUAAGCAAGAGGAAGAAACCCCAGCAGACGUAACUGUGGAGUAUCAUGUAAGGACAAACGAUGAGCCAAAUCCGAAGCAGUUUGCAGAACAACCGACAAGUACAUCAACACCUUCUGAAUUUGGCAACGGCACAAUCCCAUCAGAUAAUGUACAGAUCCAGGAUGAUGACGAUUAUGACAGAUGUUUCCUAGAAGAUUUGUGCAAAAGCACUGCACUCAUUUCAAUUGCGGAAGAAGUCCAUGGGUCUUGUCUGAAAAGUAGUGAUGAUGACAAGAAUUGUCUGCUGAAUGUGAUUAUCCAGUCACUAUGGCAUUUAAGGGGAUUCCGAGAUGAGUUGCUUAAAACAUCACUACGCCAUAAACAUGUUGGAGAUCCUCGUGUUGUCUCGUGUGUUGUAUGUUCAUUAUGUCAUAUUUUUAUUGAGUCGGGCAAAGCAUCCAAGGGGAUAGGAGAGGCUGUUGCACCUACUUCAUUGAGGAUGGCUUUGAGCACCUCGUCUCUUACCGAGACACUCUUUCAGAUGGAACAAAUGAAUGAUGCAUCUGAGGUAUUGGAGGCAAUAUUAAGAUGUGUGCAUGAUUCAUACACUAAUGUUGUUGACUGUCAUGCCAAAUCUCAUGAAAAUAAUCUUGGUGGAUCAUGGGACUGUGCAAAGAGCGAUUGCAUAGCACACAAUAUAUUCGGAGCGGACGUCUAUACAAGGAUAAACUGUUCCAAUUGCAGGUUGGGAUCAAGACAACUUAAACGCACAUUAUUUCUCCACCAUAUCAAUACUGGUUCACUUCAGCGUGCAAUGAGGAUGUGCCCAGACAAUACAUUUGAUGAUCUAUUGAAGACUGUGAUAAUGGAUGGUCACAUAACUUGUGAUCCUGAUGUUGGUGGAUGUGGAAAAUCAAAUCAUAUAAACCACACUCUUUCUUGUUCCCCUCAUGUUUUUACAGUUGUUCUGGAAUGGCGCACUGGAAACGGGAGUGUGAGUGACACACUACUAUCUGAUAUUUUGGCUGCUAUUGGGACCGAAAUAGACAUAAGUGUUAUCUACCCUGGUACAAGUCCACGAAGCAAACACUCCCUCGUGUCAGUGGCUUGCUUCUACAACCAGCGCUAUAUCUGUUUUGCUGUCGACAGCGGGCAGUGGGUCCUGUAUGAUGACCAGACUGCUAAGGUUGUUGGUGAUUGGAUUCAGGUGCUCAUGAUGUGCGAGGAAAAGGAAAUGCAGCCUCUUGUUCUUUUCUUUGAAGGUGCAAAUUGAUUGUUCUUCUGUCCAAAAAAGUUUAGGGUAGUGGUUGCGAGCGUUGCCCACGAAAUUGGUCUCAAGGAAGUAUGCACGGACUUGCCGAUUUUGGGUAGAAUGUCAGGAUGCUCUCAAUUUUUAGCCAGUUUGUUAAAUGUCUCUUUUAAGGUUUAUGGUGGGGGAUUGCUGGAUGCUUACAAGUUAUAAAUUAAAUUAAUUCUCAGCU